UGCGAAUAGAACAUGUCUCAGACUUUCUUCCACCAUCGGGAAAAAGAGACGAAUGUCAACACACUCCGAAUCGGACCUCAAGCCUGAGGAUGUUCGCCGCGUCAAGCACACGCGCAUUGGUAUAUGGGACGUCUACGAGGCACGCAAACCAUGGCAUUCGAGGCUCCAGAUCCGCAUACCAGGCUUAUCGAUAUUGAAGACAUAUGCCCAGAUGCUCCAGGAUAUGUCCUAUGUUGUGCGCAUGUCGAAGGAUAUGUACAGCAUCCCACGAUGUUUUAUUCUUAUAUCCGCAUACCUAGUAGUGGAACUCUUGGGCGCCCUUAUACCCGCCUUUUCCCUAUGGCACACUGGACAACUACUUAGCCUUGUAGAGACCGCAAUGGAGACGCGUACUGUGGACACGUCGAUGCUCGUUGAUGUUGCAGUAGUAUAUCUUGCAUGCACAAUCACGAUGCGCCUUCUCAAAUAUGCCCGAAGUCGUAUAAUUCGCUCCAUGGACACUUCCAUCAGACGAGUUAACACUGAGCGCGUAUUUCGCUCCCUUGCUUGCCUUGACGUGCCCACCCAUGGUAGAACACGUACCUUGGAUGUAAUAAAUGGCAGGCUCCCCGAUUCCCGUUUUACCUUACAAUGCGAAAUUGUCGAGAUGUCAACAAACAUUACAAUGAUGGUUGUCCGUCUACUGUCUCAGCUAUUGGUUCUAGUGACAGUCCUGCGGAAGCAACAGGAUGUUAUACUUCUUGCAAUUCUCAGCUUUUCCCAAUCUAUACUUAGCUGGGAUGGCACACAAAAUGUAGCGGUCAGACCCUUAGUUCGGGCUGCAAAAACUACCAACAAAGAUUUCCUUCGUAUGAGAGCCCUAGAGCGGCUCGUUCUCGACCAUGAAUACCGCCAGGAGCUUGUUGCAGGCAACCUCGGCGAAUGUGUCGCUGCACAAUUCUGCGAAUCCUCCCGGCGCAUUGGUGAUGAUGCAGUUAAUUUUUCAGGAGUGGCACGAACCCAUUCUGGUCUGAACGUGGUAUUCAUCUUGAGAGAAAUGAUACACGUGUUACCUCAGAUCCUCUUCGCUCUGCGCGUCGUGCAAGAACCAAUGGCCGCACCCCUCUAUUUUGUGUCGCUCAUACUGAUGUAUCAAGCUUCUUUCAGUUCCUCACCCUUCUCCAAGUCGCCCUCCAGCCCGCAUUCCUCUCUUGCAGGGAAAAUUCCUUCUAUACGCGCCAUGUAUGAAUUAGCAGAUAAGGUGCUGAACGAGGUAGUCGAUGGCACAAAACCAUUCCCCGAGGACAAGCAGUCUCUCAGGAAUGGCAUUUCUAUCGAGUUCAGGAAUGUGACAUUUCAGUACCCUGGUAGCGAGAAGUGUGCUUUUCGGAAUGUUUCGUUCAAGGUCGAAGCUGGUCAACUUUGCGUCAUUAUGGGAGUGAACGGCUCUGGAAAGAGUACGAUUUUGAAACUGAUCUCCCGUCUUUAUGACCCGACAGACGGCACCAUCCUCAUCAACGACCAGGACAUCAAAACCCUCAAACUAGCUGACCUGCGGGACGCCAUGUCCAUCCUCUUCCAGGACUACACCCACUUCCCAGUCCCCAUACGUGAGAACAUCGGACUUGGCAACCCCGCGUUCGCAAAUGAUGACGAGAAGAUCCACGAAGCCGCCCGUCUCGGCGGCGCAGAAGAGUUCAUCGACGACCUGCCUGAUGGAUUUGACACCCGCCUCGAUCAAUACCGUGAAAACUACUAUGAUAACAUUGGGCCCUUUAUGCCGCCCGACUCGGAGUGCCUCCGAGAUGACUUGUCCCUUGUGCAUCGCGUUGGGAAUUUUCGUAGCAACUCCUAUAUACCUCUUAGUGGCGGGCAGAUGCAGCGGCUCGCAGUCUCCCGCACAUUGAUGCGCUCAUUACCUACUGAGACAGAGCCUUCCACUGGCAUGCUGUUAUUCGACGAGCCGAGUGCCUCCCUAGACCCUACAGCCGAACAUACUCUCUUCGAGCGCCUGCAAAAGUUGAGGGGCAGCAAGACCUUGAUAUUCUCCACUCACCGGUUCGCGAAACUUACCCGACAUGCGGAUCUCAUUUUGUACAUGGACGGAUCCCUCCACGAACAAGGCACGCACGAUGAACUGAUGAGGAAAGGGGGAGAGUAUGCUCGUAUCUGGAAUCUACAAGCGAUGGAUUUCCUCUAAUGAGUCGGGGCCAGAGAUACAAACAUUUUGAAGAAAGCAUACGGCGAAUUAUUGAGAGACUGGUAUUUAGGAUCUACAAGUGAAGGCUUUUAUUUAACAACCUGAGACCAUUCAUUGUAAGUACAAUAAGCCGGAUUGCCAUAUAUACCACUACACCGCGGCAAUGCAAUAGUCACGAAAUACUACUUAGAAAAAUAGCAAAUCGCGAAAACAAAAUGUGAG
This is a messenger RNA of Suillus discolor, 2401 nucleotides long. RefSeq names its product P-loop containing nucleoside triphosphate hydrolase protein. Gene Ontology annotation, molecular function: ATP binding; ATPase-coupled transmembrane transporter activity; ATP hydrolysis activity. The record is from RefSeq and is a predicted model, not a curated record. Lineage: Eukaryota; Fungi; Basidiomycota; Agaricomycetes; Boletales; Suillaceae. Bases 53 to 2179 code for a protein of 708 amino acids. The transcript is spliced from 13 exons. Gene Ontology annotation, biological process: transmembrane transport.